CCGCCAUAUUUAGAAGGCUGACCUUGCUGUAUGUUGCAGAAAGUUUUUUGCGAAGUAUUAUUCCUUCUUAGCUACGCACCUUCAUGGAUUAUUUAUGAAUUGAUGUGUGCCUUACAUUAGACAUUGUCCGUAGCUAUCGAUCGAUAUCUCAAUUUUUCGAGACUUCUUUCCCUGUAUUUGCUACAAUUUAGACUACAAAUCAUCACUUCUGAUACAAGUUGGAGUUUUACAGAGUGCUGGGGCCUUUUUGGCAGGGACAAUGGACAAGGAAAAGAAGUUAAAGGAUGUAAAGUCCAUGUUGCGGGCAGUGCUCAUGUCCAGCAAGGAGGGAGUCGUAGCAGAUCGCCUCUCACGAGAAUACAGAGGUAUCUGCAUGGAGCCAUUGCCAUUCAGAGAGCUUGGCUUCAAAUCCUUAGAUGAGUUCAUCUUAGCAGUACCUGACGUAGCUAGACUUGGCAGGUCCAAAGAUGGUCAAGUAGCUUACUUUUCUGUGGCUGAUGCCUCUACCGCCCACAUUCAAAAGAUGGUACAAGCCCAAAAAUCUACCAAGAAAAGAGGAAAACCAUUGAGGUCAUCCAGAAGGCCGACAUUCCAUGGGCCGUCUCACUUCAAUCGCUUUGGUCCCCGCCUUAGUCAUACCCCUAGGGGACCUCCACCACAGAGACGAACAUUUGAGCCAAAGCCAAAGUCAUUCCCUCCUGUUUCUAAACCAUUUGCAAAUCAAGGUUCCAAUUAUGGUGGAUUAAAAAUCACCGUAACUAACAAGCAUGGCUCAAAUAAAGGCAACACAUUUGGCAGUCAACAGACUAAUAUAUUUGGGUCAACAUAUAAAGUGCCACCACGUUUCAAGAACAGACUUGGGGCUCCCCCUGCUGGCAGUGAAAGUUAUCCAGAGGAGCCAUUCGCAAGGAGUUUCUCACCCCCUCCUUCUACCAAGUCAUCCACACCAGCCUUCACUGGUAGACCUGCAGACCUUAAUCCAAUCCAAGUGAGACAAGGUGUGAUCAAAAAAGACUAUAAGAGCUUACUAGCAGUGUAUGCAAGUAAACAAAAAAUGGCUCCUUUGGUGUAUGAGACGGGCCUGGCUGGCAAGGAUGUGCAACAUGGUUUUAUAAGUUCAGUCAAGAUAAACAAACGGAUAUUUGGAUCCUUAGAUAAGUUCGCUUCGAAGAAAGAAGCUGAGCAGGCUGCAGCUCGAAAUGCAGUUGAGCAGCUAAAUGUUGAAAGUGCAGAUAUAAAAAAAAUUCCAAAAUCGAAGAAAAAGAAGACACCUGCAACUGGGCCAAACUUUAGUGAGAUGUCACUGGGGCUUGGAUCAGAUGAGGAUUCAGAGGCUGAAGAGUAUGUAGCUGUGAAGCUUAAUUUUGAUAAAGCUGUCAUUAAAGAGCGUAUAAGACAGAUUGUUUCUAAAAAGCCAAAUGGUCUUUUCCUAACUAGACUACCAUUUGAGUACAAGUCAAUCCACGAUGAAGUGUUUCCACCUGAUGCUAUAAAGUUAUUGGACCAAUGGGCAGAUAUAGUCAGAGUAGAGAGUGGAGUUGGAGAUAUGAAAAUUUUGUUUCCUGUUGCUGGUAGUUCCCCUGUAGUAGCCCCAACCCCCGCCACCCAGCCAGCCCCCCAGAGAGCACCUCAAGAUCCAGCCCCCUCAGCCAGAACUGUUGUGAUGCCAGCAAAGGAGACUAAUGGACAUGCUUACAUAAAUAUUACUGAAGACGUGAGGGUGCCUCCCCCUCAUCUUCCUUUAAUCAGAUCUAACUUUAGGGUGCUGAUUAGCAACACUGAGUCUAUAGAUGACUUCUAUGUUCAGAUCAGCGCUAAUUCUCAACUUCUCACAGAGUUUUCUAAGCAAUUAAAUGAUAUUUAUGAAGCCAGUGUUCCCCCUAAAGUGCUAUCAAAACCAGAGGUUGGGACUUACUGUGCAGUAUGCUUUGAAUACGAGGGUGAGCCUGGUUGGUACAGGGCGAAGAUCACAGAUUGCACAUCGGGAAUAGAGGGCAACAGAGAAUACACUGUGCUUUAUAUAGACUUUGGUAAUUCUGAAAAGAUAAAGGCAAACAGACCUAGGAGGCUUCUCCCCAAGUUGGCUGAGGUCCCAGCACAAGCAAUUAAAUGUACACUUGAUGGGGUAUUCCCAAAGGGGGGGGAUAAAUGGUCUGAUGAGGCAAUAGAUGAAUUUACAAAGGCAACUGUUGAGCAGGAGCUGAUCAUUGAAAUUAUAGACAUUGAGGAUGGCGUGUGUGUAGUUGAGAUGUAUUUACCAGACUCCGAUACAUACAUCAGUGAUUUACUUCAUGAAAAAGGUUAUGCUGUCAGAACUAAAGAGGUCACUUUACAAGAACCAGCUCCACUAAAGCUCCCUGAAGACAACAUGUGGGACGUCUAUGUCACCUAUAUAUCCAAUCCCACCAGUAUUAUGAUCAGACUCAUUGGAGAAGAAUAUUCAGACAAACUGAGCACUCUUGAGGAAGAGAUGGAUGCAUACUAUGCCAAGAACCCCCAUGAGAAACUCACGAAUCCACCAGAAGUUGGCAAUGUAUACACAUUCUUUGAUGAGGACAGCUUAUACAGAGUACGGGUCCUCAAGAGCCCAACUGAUGAGGGGGUACAGUGUUUUUUCUUAGACCAUGGUGACACAGACUAUGUUGAACUGAAAGAAUUCUAUCACAUGAAACCAGAAUUCCUCAAGCUGCCAUAUCAGGCGAAAGAGUGCAGUCUUUGUGGCCUAAAUCAACUUACCAACAAUGAGAAAGUCUUAGACAAACUAAUCAGUAUGGCCCUUGCUAAAUGCUGCAUUGCUGAAGUGGUGGAACGGGGUGAGCGUAUUUCUGUGAAGCUCUUUGAUACAUCAGGAGAAGAAGAUAUAUACAUCAAUGAUGCAGUCACUGUUGAUGUUCUUGAUACAGACCUCGCACCACAAAUACCAGAGGUUGGUGGUGUUAUUGAAGGCUAUGUUAGCUACAUGACAGAGAAUGGUCUCUUAUAUUUCCAAAUUAUCGGGCCUGGCUUAGACCGUUUGGAGGAACUGAUGGUGAAGAUCACAGACCAUUAUUCAAAGCAUACAGCUGCCAGUGAGUUUGUGUCUAACCCACAAGUGAACCAGAUUUGCUGUGCCAAAUACAGCUUGGAUAACAACUGGUACAGAGCCAAGAUAACAGAACUACUGCCUGAUAGACAAGUUGCUGUUCACUUUGUUGACUAUGGUAACUCAGAUAUUGUCCCAUAUCACGCACUUAGAGAGAUGACUGAAGAAAAUGGCCACCUGAAGACGCUGCCUUUCCAGGCUGUUCCAUUCACUUUGCAUGGAUUGCCCCCCUCUGGUGGAGUGUGGUCAGAGGAAGCUAUAUGUAGGGUAGAAGGUCUCACCCCUAGUGAAGAUGUCCUAACAUUACAGGUUGUUGCUAGUGCAGAAGAGAAGACUCGACCUAUGUCAGCCAUGCUGUUUGUAAUUGAAGGAGAACAGAAGAUUUCACUCUUAGAGAUCCUCUCCAAUGAACCACAGCUAUUCAUGCCCCCUGUUCCUUCAGAUAACAAUCCAAUAGAUGAUAUAUCCAAUGAAAUGGCUCACAAUUUACACCUUGACACUGUUGACUCCCCAGUACUUACCCCUGAACCCCCUGGCCCAGAUGGUGAUGGAAUAAAGAACAAACAAAAACAGAAUCCUAGUCGAUAUAUUGCAAGUAUGCCUGGUUCUUGCGAUGACAAUGACAAUGUGACAAGUGAAAUUAUAGAACUGGACCAUAGUGCAACAAAUGAUACCAUUGAAGUUAUUAGUCUAAACUCAAGUGCAUCAGAUAAGGAUGAGUCUGUGAUAUUUAUUGAGGAGAGACCUCCAUCUAAUGAGGCUAGAACUGUGACUCCUACAUGUAUUAUAGAAAAAUCUCCACCUCUUGAUACUACGCCUGAUAAAGCUACAUGUAUGGGUGCCAAUAUAAUUAAAUUAUCCAUACCCAUGCGUAGCGGGGAGAUCCCUAUCAAAGGAAAAUCAGACAUAUCUGGGGAAAUCAAUAGUUUACCAGUACCACCUAAGCUGGUGCUGCCACCUCCUGGUGAAUACUGGGACUGCAAUGUUACUUAUGUUUGUGAUCCUUCAAAUUUUAUAUGCAUACCAUUUGAGAGCAUGUCUGACCUAACAGUGAUGAUGAAGGGUCUCAGUGAUUACUAUAGCAACCCAAGUGACCUCACAAUGGGGGAACUCCAAGUGGGUCAACUCUGUGCUGCGUUCUAUGAGAACCUCUGGUACAGGGCUACCAUACAUGCAGUCCUUGGCAAUAUGAAGCAGUCUACAUUGGUGUCUGUCUACUUUGUGGACUAUGGUGACUUUGGAGUUGUACCAAAGAAACACUUGAAACCCCUGGUGACUCAAUUCAGGCAGCUACCAUAUCAAGCAACAAGAGUACAGUUGCAAGGAAUUAAGCCAGUUACAGGAGACACAUGGACUGAGGAGUCCAAGAUGAGAUUUCAAGAUAUCGUUAUGGAAAAGGACUUUGUUGCGUUAAUCAAAAAGUUUCCAUCCGAUGAACCAGAAGACAAUAAAGUUCCUAAAGUCUCCGUCCAACUUAUCGACACGAGUGGAGACUCUGAUAUCAUCAUACACAAUAUUUUAGUUGAGGAAGGAUAUGCUGUGCUAUCAUAGUGAAGGAAACAGAAAGUCUUAACUCUAGUCUCAAAACUGAGACAAUAUGUU
Owenia fusiformis is the source of this 4684-nucleotide messenger RNA. NCBI's taxonomy places the organism in Eukaryota, Metazoa, Annelida, Polychaeta, Sabellida, Oweniidae. The record is from the annotation of a GenBank genome assembly.